Messenger RNA from Branchiostoma belcheri (Belcher's lancelet), 5392 nucleotides. Its product is annotated as centrosomal protein of 162 kDa-like. The record is from RefSeq and is a predicted model, not a curated record. Gene Ontology annotation, biological process: cilium assembly. The transcript is spliced from 5 exons. The coding region runs from base 443 to 4981 and encodes 1512 amino acids. Gene Ontology annotation, cellular component: axonemal microtubule; centriole; centrosome. NCBI's taxonomy places the organism in Eukaryota, Metazoa, Chordata, Leptocardii, Amphioxiformes, Branchiostomatidae.
GGUACCAGGGAGGAAGGAGUGGGAAAAUAUUUGAUUCUAGCUACUACCAGCCUGAGGUCCUACACAGCAUAUGAUAGCUUAUGUAUAGGGUAUCUGACAUGAUGUGAAACUGAUGAAGAAAAGGAAUGUGAUUUUCUGUACAGCACAUCAUGUGUAGGUCAGUGGUAUGUAUCAGCAAGGGGCCAUGGCAUCUUGCAUGACUGAGAAAAAGACUCUGCCUGAUUGAAGUGAUUGAGCUGAUUGACCUGCAGACAACAGGACUUGUGUCUGAGUAUUGCUGUCAGAGCCAGGAGAAGGUAAUCAACAUGGUACUCUGCAAACAGGAGACAAAGGAUGAACAGGAGCUGCGAUGAUUCUAUUUGACUUGACAAAGUAAAAAGUUGGAGGAAGGUACGAAGAAGGAUUGCAGCGUGAAGCUCAGAACUGCCAGCAAACUGUCAAAAUGAGUGGCAAGAUGAGCAAGAAAGAGCUGGACCAUCAGUUUGAGCAGUUCCUGAAGGAGUCCCUCUCAGAUGAUUCCUUGGAUGAUGGAGGAGGUAAGGCUGGGAGUGUCCUACACAGGCUGGGCCAGCGAGAACCUAAGAAAGAACCAAAGCUGUGGUGGAUGGAGGAGGAUGAUGAGGGAUCGCCAAGACUCAAAAGUAGCUCAACCAACAGAUGGCUGACAAAAAAAGAUAAGAAAAAGGAAGAACCGUCUGGGAAGGAGCUAGGAGGUUCACAGGAAGCAAAGUUCUUGAAGUCGUUGAACAGAAAAAGUCCGACAGAACCCCCCACAUCAGGACUUGCUGCCAACUUUGACAAUCCUCCAGCAAGGAGAGAUGUAGAAGUGAGUAAGGACAGCCUGGAAGACUUUUUCCACAUAGGCCGCAGUAAGGGUAAUAAUGGAGGAAGGGGUGGUGUGAUUCCAGAGAAAGCCAGUUUUGAAGAUACUUUGAUAGAGAGCAGCGAUGAUGAAGCUGUGGAUGAUGUUAGAGCGGGAAGUGCCCCUGGAACAGGACCGGGGAUGGACACACUGGAGGAGCUGGCAGAGAAGGAAAGGUUCUUCAAGGAGAUAGAGGGGUCAGCAGAGGGUACAGUGGAUUAUGGGAGGCUCAAUGAGGAAGCAGAUCUGACAGAUACUUUGAAAAGGCCAACAUCUGGUCACAAAGUUGAAAACAAUGAAUCCAAACUAGACAGUUACAGUGAGGACUUUUCAGAUGAAAGUCAAGACAAGGAUGAAGACAGAGAUGAGUCUGAGAAGGUGACUGGUAAGACAAGUGACGCGGAAAGCUCCAAGAAGUUGACAAGUACUCCACCGUCCAAACCAAUGUUGGCCAGGGUAGCUCUGUUUGACACCAUGGAUUCCAGUUUUGGGACAGGCAAGCUGGGGAAGACGUUACUGCCCUCAGGUGGCGACACGGAUGGAGACUCACCCCAGAUAAAGAUGGUUCCCACGGCAACUGGGACCAACAGUGAUGUGGAGGCUCUGCAGCGAGCCCUGCAGGAUGCACAGAUGUCCACCCUGGGUACAGGCACUGCAGCAGACUUAGAUCUGGGGGGAGGAACCGAGGCGAGGGGGUUCAACCUGAGCCCUGCCCAGCCCAGGGGGAGGGGGUUUGACUUGGAGCCAGCUGGUACAGAAGACGGAGGUUUUACCCUGCCUGAGGAAAACAGAGGGUUUGACCUCCAACCAGCUGAUGACUCCAGGAGACUCGACCUUCAUCCAACUGGUGAGAAGCAUGGGUUUGACCUUCAACCUGCAGGUGAGAACCAUGGAUUUGACCUUCGGCCUGCAGGGGAGAACCAUGGAUUUGACCUUCAACCUGCAGACAGUGCAGGAGGAUUUGACCUCAGCCAGGGUCAAACCAGUGGACCAGAUGUUCACGGGUUUGACCUCAGCCCUGCGCAUGUCGAUCCGAAAGGUUUCCAUUACAAUGAUCAGGACCUUGACAAGACUGUGGAAAGUAAACCCCAAACCCCAGUACCCACACCCAGGAAACACAUAGGACAGAAGUUCACAUUUGAGUCUCCAGAGCGACAGCAUAGAACCAUUCAGGACCUGGAGAGAGAUAUCGAGACUCAAGUGGGAAGGUUGGACAGACUUGUCGAUGACAGCAUGGUGGAUGGUAGAACAGAGCAAGUCGGUAAGAAAGGAAAGGCAAAGAAGGGAAAACAGCAGCAGGUACGGAGCUCUGGGUACGGCAAAGUUAUCCCAUCAAAGAGGACAAAUGGAAGUGCAAGUACACCAGAUGCAAAGCUGGGAAAACAUGCCAGAAAUUCACCCUUGCCAAAAACAAGUACUCCUAGCAAACAAGGCAAGACUGUCAGCUUCCAUGGACAAGGUGCCAAGGGUAGACCAUCUAGUGCUAGCCCGUACAGGUGGACUCCUAAACAGGUCUCUACAUUUAAAGCAAGAGGAGUACCCAUGGAUGACUCAGUAGCAGGCAGUCAGCUGAUGGCUUCUGUGGAGUCCUUUGCUCACUACAUCCAAGACCAUUUCUCACCUGAAAGAAAGGGGAAGUCUUCCAGGCAAGCAUGGGAAGAUAAACCCCCUGUCAAGUCAGACGGCCCACCUCCAGGUGUAGAACACCUUUCCAGGGAGAAGAUGUUGUUGUUACAAGUACAAGACCUUCAGAAAGAGUUGGAAGUCGAACAGAAGCUGAGGGAGAAAAUCCAUGCAGACUUCAGAGCUCAGCAGAGGGAGUACCAGCGGGAGAUGGAAGAGCUUCGUCUCCAACACGACAAGGAACUGGACCAGCUGAGGCAGGAGAACUUUGUCUUACGAGCAAAGCUUGGGGACUCAGAAGCACACGGUGGUGACGAGAAGGAUUCAGAACCAUCAAGCCAAAAAUCUGACUCCAAAUUUAAAGGAAAAGCUGCAGAUGAAGAAGUGGAGAGGUUACGACAGGAAGUCAAGGUGCAAGAAGACCUUCUGAAAGGCUACCAGCAGGAGAACGAGAGGUUGUACGCUCAGCUGAAGACGGGCACGUCCAAGUACAAGGAGACAGAGACGCUCCUGUUCCAGGAGAACCAGAGGCUGCAGGCAGACGUGGCCCGUCUGAAGGAGGAGGGGGAGCAGAGGGAGCGAGCCCUGCUGUUUAAGGGAGUCAUCACCAGCCCAGCAGCUCAGCAGCAGAUCAAGGCUGGCACGGCUGAAGUCUCCAUGGCCACUGCUCGGGUGGCAUACUUGGAAAAAGAGCUGAAAAAAUCCAAGCUGCACAGUGAGGACCUGCUGAGGGAUGUUGUUCGACUGAAGGGUGAGAAGUCCCACCUGGAGCAGCAGCUGGACAGGGAGAGGGCUCUGGGUGUCCAGGCAAACAGACAAGUGAGUGAGGUGAGUGCGGUGCAGCAGCUGGAGGUGAGGACCCGGGUACAGCAGUAUGAGGAGGAGGUACUGGAGCUGAGGAGGAAGCUGCGCUGGUACGCAGAGAACCAGGAGCUGGUGGACAGACAGACACGGGUCCUCCGGGAGAAGGAGGAGGAGAUGGAGAGACUCAGGAGUCAGGUAAAAAGGCUGGAGGUCCAAACUGGACAGAAACAAGACAGCGCCAGGGGCAGGGCAAAGGAGCGAGCAGCCGACGCCAAACGCAUCCUCGAUCUGGAACGGCAAGUAAAAGAAAUGGAGAACAUCAUAAAGAGACGCCAUCCAAACUCCAUCCCUGCAAUGAUCCUGGCGGCAAAUGCAGCACCUCAGCCAGCCCCCGGCAGCCCCACCCGACCGCUGUCCGUACAGUUCCUGGAGAACAGGAUCAGGAAGCUGGAGGGGGAGUUAGAGAGGAGGGAUGAGGACGCCAAGUUGAGCCUGCGGGCCCUGCAGCAGACUCACAACCAGGUGAAGCUUCAGUACGAGGAGGAGAUCUCCAGACUGAGGGACCAGCUUGCUGAUAGAGGUCAAAUGUCGGCAAGGGUAGACUCCAAUAAAGUGUCUGCCCUGGAGAUGCAGCUUGACUUGGAAAGGACAGAUCACAACAAAAUGGUUGAAGAGUUCAAAAGGGAAAUCACAGAACUGCACAAACGUCUGGAAGCUGCACAGAUGCGGAGGUCAAUGACUGAUAAGCAGGCCUUUGCUGCUGAAAAGUUUGAGGCAGAGACUUUGGUUUUGAAGAAGGAGUUGAAGGAAAAGAGUCAGGAAAUCUUCCAGCUCCAGAAAACGUGUCAAAAGCUGCAAGCUGGUUCUGGAAAAGAUGGAGGAAAGUUUGGGAAGACCAAAAUUGUUGGGAAGAAGAAAAUGUCUGGUAAAGAUGUCGCAUCGUCACCCAGACAUGAUGUUGCCUUCCCAGACUCUCUGGAUGACAGGUCUUACGAACCUCAUGCUUUCAGUGGUUUGCACAUUUCUGACAUCCAAAGGGAAAAUGAAACUCUUAAGCAGCAGGUAGAAAAUCUUUCAUUUGAACUUGAACAGCAAAGAGUCAAGAGUCAGAUGCAGGUUGCAGAGGCAGAGAGCAGCGUCCGCAAAGCACAGGAGGCUUCAGAAGAACGACUGGACAUCAUGAAAGCAGCUCACCAGAGAGAAGUGGAGAAGCUCUUAUCGCAGUACACCAGACAACAGUCUACCUCUGAGGUGGCAGAGCUCACAAGUAGACUGCAGACAAGGGACGUUAUGCUCGAACAUCUGAAGUCAGAGUUGGCGUCUGCCAAGAGAGACCAGGAGGAGCUUGUGCGAGUGAAACUGCGGGAGGAGGCCCUGCAGCGGCAGCUCAGUAGACUUCAGGAGGAACUGGCCGAGGCAAAGGCACAGCAGUCCCCAGAAAUGAGACACUUUGAGUCACUCCAGUCCAAGAUCCAGGCUAUGGAGGAUAAGUACAGGGAAAGAGAGAGGGGGCUACAGAACGGGGUGUUGAGUCCAAAGGGAGGAAGGUCGGACUCACAGUGGGCACAGAUUGUAGAGUCUAAGAACAGACAGAUUGAGCAGUUCAGGGCAGAGUUGGACUCUAUUCUAGCAGUGCUCAGGCAGAUUCAACAGAACAAGAUGUCGGCAGGUUACAGAAUUCCAACAAUAUGAUUCAUCUGUUGAUACAGACCACUAAGAUACAUGUUAAACUUUAGUGCUACUGUUCAUUGAUUUGAAAGUUUUCGAGACUGGGUCUAUAAAAACUAUAAUGCCUCUGACUGUCCUGUGUUUUUCUUUGCAUUUUCACGAAUGUGCUUGAAGUGAUAUAUAAUGUAUUAAUAUUAUGCAGAUACAUGUAUAUGGUCCACAUUAGAUUACACAAGACGAAUGCUGAUAAAUUUUUUUGUAGAAUGUUGAUACUGUGGAAUGUUUAACAUUUGUAAAUCUUUAUAGCAAAGAUAUUUUUAUCCACACAAGUACAUUUUUAAAAGAAUACUCGCAAGUUACUUGUUCAUGUUGGAAAUCAAACUUGUCAUCAGCUGAAUAAAACACAUUGCAUACACCUGGCCUGAGGUUUCUCUC